Molecule: messenger RNA, 1803 nt
Organism: Scatophagus argus
Lineage: Eukaryota; Metazoa; Chordata; Actinopteri; Scatophagidae
Gene: phyh
Product: phytanoyl-CoA 2-hydroxylase
Exons: 9
Coding region: 92-1096 (334 amino acids)
Biological process (GO): fatty acid alpha-oxidation
Molecular function (GO): phytanoyl-CoA dioxygenase activity
Source: RefSeq, a predicted model, not a curated record
UGUGUGUUGAUCAUCACUGGUCUUUGCCCCACUCAGACACUCGUCGUGUAGUUAACCGUAGGAUCACACCGGCGUACAACCUGACUGAGAAAUGUCUCGGGCUGCGGAAAGACUCCGACUACUGAUCACUCAUCUUGAUCGCCCACCCGCGGAGAUCACAGCUGCACCGACUUCUGCUCAAACCUUCACCUCAAGUCAUCCGCAGAAACUCAGAUAUACGUUGGAUACAGGUCUGCUGACCCCAGAACAGCGACUUUCCUAUGAGGAAAAUGGCUUCAUUCUCGUCAAGAAUCUGGUAUCUGAGGAGGACAUCUUCAGGUUCAGGAAGGAGUUCGAACGGAUCUGUCGACAGGAAGUGAAGGUUCCUGGUCUUACGGUUAUGAGGGACUUGGCAAUCGCUAAAUCAGAGUUCGUUCCUGAUCAAAAAGCGGUCUCUAAAGUCCAGGACUUCCAGCAAGAUCCUGAACUGUUCCGGUACUGCACCUUACCACAGAUUCUGAAGUAUGUGGAGUGUUUCACUGGGCCCAACAUCAUGGCCAUGCACACCAUGCUGAUAAACAAACCUCCUGAUGCAGGUAAGAAGACGUCUCGUCACCCAAUGCAUCAAGAUCUGCAUUACUUCCCGUUCCGCCCAGCGGACAGGAUCGUCUGCUCUUGGACUGCAAUGGAGAAAGUGAACAGGCAGAAUGGCUGCCUGGUCGUCCUGCCGGGAACACACACCAGCACCCUGCGGGAGCACGACUACCCUGACUGGGAGGGUGGUGUAAACAAGAUGUACCAUGGAGUGCGUGACUACAACCCGCAGCACCCCAGGGUGUACCUGGAGAUGGAGAGGGGCGACACCGUCUUCUUCCAUCCACUGCUGAUCCAUGGCUCUGGCAUGAACCAGACGCAGGGCUUCCGCAAGGCCAUCUCCUGCCAUUAUGCCAGCGCUGACUGCUAUUACAUUGAUGUGAAGGGAACCACACAGGAAAACAUAGAGAAAGAGGUGAACGCGGUCGCAGCCAGGAAGUAUGAUCUGGGUGACGAUAUUACCUUCAAGGAUACCUGGGCUUUCCGAGGCCGCCUGGUGCAAGGGAACAGGACUUCACUGUAGACGCCACAGACUGCUAAGAAAACUGCAGGGUGACUAAUCACUGAGCUGGAGAUCGAUAUGGUGACUGGAUAAGAAGCAUCAGGCCACAGAAAGUGUUCAAGGCCGCCUUUGAAUACACUUAAAAGGAAUCAUAAAGAAAUUAUGAAUAAUUUUUCUCAUCGUACAAUCCCCAAUUUCCUUUUUUUAGUGGAGGAAUGUCAUUUUUAGAUCACUUACACUUGACUAAAUAUCAGUUAAGACAUGUCACUGCACAGUCCUUGGGAGAAUAAAGCACCUGACCGUCAGUACACCCCCUGCUACUUGCUCUAUUGUGCGACACAGUUAAGCAGUAAAACAUUGUGAUCAAUCCUGAAAUGUCCAUCAAGAUGUUUGAAGAGAAUGUAGAGGAAAAGGAUGUUUAUUGCACAUAGUUCACAUGUUGAUUAAAAAAAGUAAGAAGUGUUGCGUAUGAGAGAGAGAGAGAGAGCGGUGGAGUGAAGCUGACAGAGAGAUAAAGUAGAGUAAGUGAUGUUCUUGUCAAGUAACACUAACAGGCCUUAACCCGAAACUGCCUUAUAAACAUAUCAGUGUGUUAAUGUUCUGGUGUCUGUUGAUGUGAUGCUUUCAACAGUUUGACGUGGAGUGGAUGGACGUUUGUUUUUGUUUUAUAGAAUCAUGCUGUGACAAAUGAAAUAUCUGAAUAAUAAAAAAAUGACUGGUACAAUAAU